This is a messenger RNA of Marasmius oreades (fairy-ring Marasmius), 369 nucleotides long. RefSeq lists its product as uncharacterized. The transcript has a single exon. NCBI's taxonomy places the organism in Eukaryota, Fungi, Basidiomycota, Agaricomycetes, Agaricales, Marasmiaceae. Bases 1 to 369 code for a protein of 122 amino acids. The record is from RefSeq and is a predicted model, not a curated record.
AUGAUGUCCACCACUGUGCCUGCUGACUGUCUCCGUCCUAGGGCCAUGUGUCCUAAACCCCAACUGGGUGCCCAAGGUUGUUUUGUGUCACACUGUGAUAUUCGGAUGGGUGGGCAAGGUGGUGACCACAAAGAUGAGAUUGCAGGAUCCAACUCACCUUCUGCGACUGGUGACAAAGACGAAAUUGAUCAGUUCAGUGACCAGCCAGCAUUCCAACCUUCGACUGCAAACACGGUGGAUGAUGAUACCACCCCUGAUGAGGGCGCUCGAGGUGUGAGGGCACCUUCCACCACUCAGGCUGGAACAACUACCCUUUCCGUGCAACCUACCAGCUCUGCACUGUCUGAUUCACCCCCUGGCAUCAUCUGA